This is a messenger RNA of Mesorhabditis spiculigera, 525 nucleotides long. The record is from the annotation of a GenBank genome assembly. Lineage: Eukaryota; Metazoa; Nematoda; Chromadorea; Rhabditida; Rhabditidae.
AUGGCCAUUCGCAGCCUCUCCGGUCUGGUGAAGAAGGAGGUGAAGCACACGUUAGCGGCGCGGGCAAGGGAACAGGAUGACGACGGCACCGGAAAUGAGGAUAAUCCUGCUGAAACUACAUCUGUGAAGCCAAAACCGGAGGACGAUCCGCCCGCCCCGAAGACAGUUGACCCGGCAGUUCAAUGGCUGCUGACUGAGAAGCAGAUCGAUGUGAACGGGAACGAGCUGUGUAAGAUCAAGACACUGGAAAUCGAGAUGAGCGUCUUCACCCAGGUGGCGUUGAAGUGCGAGGACAACCCGCAACGGCAGUGUCAAACGGGCUGGGACAACCAGGUCGAGUCUGUCUACGUGGCUACCGGCCAGGCGUGCUAUGUGCUGUAUACCGAGUUGGAAUGUGCUGGGCAUGACAUGAAGAUAAACCGCCGCAAAGUAAUCGAUAAGCGCACCGAGAACCUCCACGACAACAACCUGGCCCGUCGACACUCUUCGAUCCGAGUCUGCAACGAAUUUGAGCGAUUUCACGAU